GCCGCCGUGUCUGCAUUCGCCAUGCGUCCCCGGGCGCCAGGGCCACUGUGGCCGCUGCCCUGGGGGGCCCUGGCGUGGGCCGUGGGCUUCGUGGGCUCCGUGGGUUCGGGGGACCCCGCGCCCGGUGGUGUCUGCUGGCUCCAGCAGGGCCGAGAGGCCACCUGCAGCCUGGUGCUGAAGACGGAUGUGAGCCAGGCUGAGUGCUGUGCCUCUGGCAACAUCGACACUGCCUGGUCCAACUUCACGCACCCGGGGAACAAGAUCAGCCUCCUGGGCUUCCUAGGCCUCGUCCACUGCCUCCCCUGCAAAGAUUCGUGCGAGGGCGUGGAGUGCGGCCCUGGCAAGGCCUGCCGCAUGCUGGGGGGCCGUCCGCGCUGCGAGUGCGCGCCCGAUUGCACCGGGCUCCCGGCGCGCCUGCAGGUCUGCGGUUCUGACGGCGCCACCUACCGCGACGAGUGCGAGCUGCGCGCCGCGCGCUGUCGCGGCCACCCGGACCUGCGCGUGAUGUACCGGGGUCGCUGCCGCAAAUCUUGUGCCCACGUGGUUUGCCUGCGGCCACAGUCGUGUGUGGUGGACCAGACUGGCAGCGCGCACUGCGUGGUGUGUCGCGCGGCGCCCUGCCCCGCACCAUCCAGCCCCGGCCAGGAACUCUGUGGCAACAACAACGUCACCUACCUGUCCUCCUGCCAUCUCCGUCAGGCCACCUGCUUCCUGGGCCGCUCCAUCGGCGUGCGCCACCCGGGCAGCUGUGCAGGCACCCCCGAGCCGUUAGAUCCUGAGUCCGAGGAGGAGGAGGAGAACUUUGUGGUCCUGGCGGCAGAGACCCCAUCCCAGCAGGAGCGGCUGCAGGCCAUUGCAGAGAAGCGGCGGAGGCAGGCAGAGAUUGAGAACAGGCGCAGGCAGCUGGAGGACGACCGGAGGCAGCUGCAGCACCUGAAGUCCAAGGCACUGCGGGAACGCUGGCUGCUGGAGGGGACGCCGUCUUCGGCCUCGGAGGGGGAUGAGGACAUGAGGAGACAGAUGCAGGAGGACGAGCAGAAGGCGCGGCACCUGGAGGAGUCCAUCUCCAGGCUGGAGCAGGAGAUCGAGGAGCUGGAGAACACGGAUGUGCUGCCCACCGCCGCCGCCAGGGGGAGCGUGGCUACUCCAAGCCCCGCCCCGCGCCCCGCCCCGGAAGACCAGAGAGCCGAGGCCAUGCCCAACGCUCAGCAGACCCCGGUGGGCACGCCCAAAGAGAAGCAAAUCUCCAACACCCCUCUGAGGACAGUCGACGGCUCCACCAUGAUGAAGGCAGCCAUGUACUCGGUGGAGAUCACGGUGGAGAAGGACAAGGUGACGGGGGAGACCCGGGUGCUGUCCAGCACCACCGUGCUCCCCCGGGAGCUCCUCCCUCAGGGCAUCAAGGUCUACGAGGACGAGACCAAAGUGGUCCACGCCAUGGACGGCACGGCAGAGAAUGGGAUUCACCCGCUGAGUUCCUCAGAGGUGGACGAACUCAUCCACAAGGCGGACGAGGUCACGCUGAGCGAGGCGGGGUCAGUGGUUGGGGCAGUGGAAACCCGGGGGCCAUCAGAAGAGGCUGUCCGGACCACACCCUCCAGGCGGGAGAUCACUGGUGUUCAGGCCCAGCCUGGGGAGGCCGCCUCGGGCCCGCCCGGCAUCCAGCCCGGCCAGGAGCCCCCGGUCACCAUGAUCUUCAUGGGCUACCAGAAUGUGGAGGAUGAAGCCGAGACCCAGAAGGUGCUGGGUUUGCAGGACACCAUCACGGCAGAGCUGGUGGUCAUUGAGGAUGCAGCCGAGCCCAAGGAGCCUGCCCCGCCCAACGGCAGUGCAGCUGAGCCCCCCGCCACUGAGGGCUCCAGGGAAGAGAACCAGGUGGGGCCUGAGGCCCCCGCCGCCGAGCCCCAGGACCUCGACAUGAAGAAGCAGCGCUGUAAAUGCUGCUCCAUCAUGUGACCCGCCCGGCUCCCCCAGACCCUGGCCCUGCCCUCUGUACCAGACACCCACAGCCCGGCCCUCCCGGCGCCUGCCCACCCUCCACCCACAGUCACGGGCCCUGGACCUGCCGUGUCGUCACGUGUUCCUUCUGAGUUUUCUUUCACUGGAAAGAGAGGGACAGGGGUCCCCCAUCCCAUCACCACCCCCCACACACCCUUAACCACUGAGCCGUGCACCCAUACCUGGUAGGAGAGACACGGACACACCCGCUUCUCCCCAAACGAGGACCCCCCAUGUCGCGGCAGCUCCUGGCCGGUGUGACCCAGGGCCUCAACGCGGCCCCACGCCAGCCCACCUCCCUCUGGGCCUCCUGCCUGUGCCUUCCUGCCCCCUCCAAUGAGGUCCCUGAGGGGACAACCCCCCAGGAGAGGGACCCUGGGAGCCAGGGGUCCUGGGAGCCUGCCCUGUCCCCGCUCAGCCUCUGGCAGGGUUCCCAGGCCAAGGCGCCUGGUCAGGAUCUCAGGCAACUGAGGUGAGGCUGUGCCUCUCCAGGGAGCCCCGGCUCGAGGUCUUGGAAUGAACAUGAGCCCCUCUGGACACCCCCAGCCAAUGCGCCCCUCCCCUCAGUGCUCUCUGAGCACAGCCAGUGGGCGAUGGAACAUGGGAAGGGGGCGCCCUGGGGCCACGCCCCCGCACUCAGGCAGGGUGUGACCCCUGUGCUGUCUUCUGGCCGGGCUGGGCCAGGGGUCUUCGAGAUGCGUCCCACACAAGGCAGGGCCAUGCAAGCCCCAUCCGGAGCUCCCACUCCCACUGGGCCCCCCAUCCUCCUGGUGCUAAUUUGGGGACCCUAGGGGACUGCCCCUGGCCCCUUCUCCAGCCUGCUUGGACCAGGGUCCCGGGUCUCCCCUACCAUACCACAGAGAUUGGGCCCACCGCCAGCUCUGCUGGGCUUGGCGCAUUCCGGGCAGUGGAGGAGGGCACCCCGCUCACCUGGGACAGGGAGCUUCCCCUGGAUUGCAGCUGGAGGUCUCCAUUUGCUGCCCAGCCUGAUGUGCACCUGCCUCCCCCUCACUGGAAGGGGUGAGAGGCGGGGGGCUCCCCUCCUGGGGGUAGCUGACACCAAGAUGUACAGACACAUCUCCUUGGUUGCAGCCACACUCGUCCCCAGAGGCACAUUUGUGCACAUGCUCACAGGCCCUCUCAUGUGUGGGCUGCGGAUGACCAGGCCCCAUCUUGGCCCCUCCCCUAGGGGCCUGCAGCCUGGUGCCCAGGGCCCAGGCCCCUCCCCACCUCAGCAGGGUGGGUGCAGGGCCUGCUCUGGAUGGCAGCCUGGGUCCCCGUCUCAGCUCUGCCCCUGGGUGGCUGGGAUGAGAGGUCCUCUCUGAGGUGACCUGAGCAGUGGCCGUGGGACCCCCCUUCCUCCUCGAGUUCACCUGAGUCCUCGAGCUGCGAGCCUCCGCUAAAGUGCCCUUGCUGCCCCCCUAUGCUUUCGAUGUGUGACAAGGCCCCAUGUUCUUGACUUUCCCAGAGAAGCAAAUAAACAGUGUGAACAGCC
Odocoileus virginianus texanus is the source of this 3493-nucleotide messenger RNA. Lineage: Eukaryota; Metazoa; Chordata; Mammalia; Artiodactyla; Cervidae. The record is from RefSeq and is a predicted model, not a curated record.